AUGACUUCACAAGUUUCAAGAUUGGAUAGACAAGUCAUAUUAAUAGAGACAGGGUCUACUCAGCUCGUCAGGAAUAUGGCUGCUGAUCAAUUAGGUGAUCUUGCAAAACAACAUCCAGAAGACAUUCUAAGUUUAUUAUCAAGAGUUUAUUCGUUUUUGUUAUCUAAAAAAUGGGAAACAAGAGUCACUGCUGCGAGAGCUAUUGGUGAAAUUGUAUUGCAUUCGGAACUAUGGGAUCCCAACCAAGAUGCUGAUGAUGUUUUGGACGAAGCUAUUGAAGAGCAAAAUAAUAUUAAAAUAGAAGAAAUUGAAGAAAAUGCUCAAGUUAAAUUAGAACAUGAAAUUCAACUUAAAUUAAAAGAUGCAAAAGAGAACCAUUUAUUAGAUGAUGACGAACGGCUGUUAUCAUUGUCAAGUUGGAAUUUACAUGAAUUACUUAAAACUGGUAAGAUUUUACUAGCGGAAAGUUCAGAAGAUAAUACUUCCAUUGAAGAAAAUAAAAAGAAAGUCCUGAAAACUGAACUAACACAAGCAGAAGAAACAACAGCCCCAACGACUCAAGAAGAUCUUCCGACACAGAAUGCAAAUGGUACUAAGAAAUCAGCAAGAAUGCUUGCUAUGGCAAAGAGAAAACAAAAAAUGCAAACUAAACAUGUCUCCACAAAACCAAUAAAUUUAGCGGAAAGUUCUAUAUCAAAAUCACUUAUAGAAGAAUCUAAAAAAAAUGAUAUAAACAUUAAAACAGAAUCAACCGCAUUAGUUAACCCGAAAUUGGAAAUUACAGAACAGUCAGAUGAAAAUAAAAUCAUGUUAGAAUCAGUAGUGGAACCAAUGCUGGAGAAACAAGAACGUGUAUCAGGGUUGGUAUGGCAAUGUCAAGGAAUAUAUGAAUUAUUGGUUAAUAAUUUAAUGCAUGAUAAUUGGGAAGCCAGACAUGGGGCUGCAAUGGGUUUACGUGAAUUAUUGAAAAGACAUGGUUCAUGUGUAAGUAAAAUUAGAGGUAAAACUAAAGCUGAAAAUUUUAUUAGGAAUAAAAAAGCAUUGGAUGAUCUAGCUACUAGACUGAUCUCAAUUUUUGCUUUAGAUAGAUUCGGUGACUACGUUAAUGAAACUGUUGUAGCACCAGUAAGAGAAUCUGCUGCGCAAACUUUGGCCACAAUGCUACUGCAUUUAGAUAAUGAUCUAUCAAUCUUAAUAUUCAAAAAAUUAGAAGAAUUGAUUAUGCAAGAUUCUACUCUUGUUGUUCAACCAAAUAAAAUAUGGGAAGCCACACAUGGUGGGUUACUAGGUAUACGGUACUUCGUCAGCAUUAAAACUCAAUUUUUAUUAGAAAAUAAUCUAUUAGAUAAAGUGGUGGAUAUCGUUCUAUAUGGUUUAAACCAACACGAUGAUGAUGUUCAAAGUGUAGCUGCAUCUGUAUUAAUUCCAAUUCUUGAUGAAUUUGUUAGUCACAAUUCUUCAAAAAUUGAUAUUAUUUUAACCACAAUAUGGUCAUCUUUAUCUAGAUUAGAUGAUGACUUAUCCUCGAGUAUUGGCUCUGUUAUGAAUUUACUGGCUAAAUUAUGUAGCCACGAUAUUAUCAUUGAGUCAUUAAAGGUAAAAGCCACUAGGGAUCCUGCUAAGUGGUCAUUCAAAUCUUUAUUACCUAAAUUAUAUCCAUUCUUAAGACAUUCGAUCACUUCGGUGAGAGAAUCUGUUUUGAACUUACUGCUAAGUUUCUUAUCCAUUAAAGAUGAAUCUACAAAAAGCUGGUUGAAUGGUAAGGUUUUUAGAUUAAUAUUUCAGAAUAUUAUAUUUGAACAGAAUCCGGAAAUUUUAGAGUUAUCUUACAAAGUUUAUUUGAAGUUAUUAGAGGAAUAUAAACAUAAACAUACCGAAAAGACGUUAGAUCAUGUUUUGAGUAAGCACCUACAACCAAUGCUACAUUUAUUGAAUACGCCUAUCGGCGAAAACGAUAAAAAUUAUGCAAUGGAAUCUCAGUACAUCCUAAAACCAUCUCAUAAUUACAAACUUCAUGUUGAUAAAAAGAGAUCUGUAUCUGAAGCUUUAUCAGAAAACGAUAUUCCAGGUUUGACAUCUAGCGAUCACAUUAAUAUCGAUAUACCUAUGAUUUCCGGUGAUGUUAUGCUCCUUGGUAAAGAAAUUAUAUUAAAUACAAGGAUUAUGGGUGCCAGAGCAUUUGGUAUUACUCUAUCUUACUUUCAAGUAUCAACUUUAGACUCGUUUGUUUCAAAUGUUCUAGUCCGUUGCUUGACUUUACCUUUUGCAACUCCAAGAAUGCUUGCAGGUAUAAUUUUGACAGAAGUCUGUUCUCACUGGAAGAAAAUCAAUCCAGCUCAGGAUGAAGUUCCUGAAUUUUUGUACGAAAAAAUCAAUCCAAUCUUAAAUGAACAAUUAGAAAAUCCAUCUAGCUUACCUCCAUUCCGAGAAUUGGUUCCAAGCUUAAAAGCUUUGAGAACGCAAUGUCAAAACUUAUUGACAACUUUCGUUGAUGUUGGUAUGUUACCUCAACAUAAAUUGCCAAGUAUUGCAAUUAUCGUCCAAGGUGAAACUGAUGCCGGUCCUCAAGCAUUCGGUAUCGAGACAGCAGAAAAAGUUUACAAUGAAUGUUAUGAAAAAUUGUUUAGAUCACUAGGCAAUUCAUUCAAAGUUUUAGCUCAAAAGCCGCUAGAAGAUGUUAGAUAUCGUAUUUUAUUGGCAAUAAAGUUAACAAAAGAAGUUAAAGCUAGUCGCGAAAGUAGUAUUUUGGCCAAUUACGCAUCUGUUAUUCUGCAUUUCAAAGGGUUACCUAGUAAACUGAAUCCAAUCAUUAGAUCUUUGAUGGAUAAUGUAAAAAGUGAAGAAAAUGAAAAACUACAGAGUCUAACUGGUGAUUCUAUUACUCAUUUGAUUAAAAAGUUAAUACACAAUGGGAAAGCAAAUGUUGCUAACAAAGUAGUUAAAAAUUUAUGUGGGUUUUUAUGUGUUGAUACUUCGGAAGUUCCUGAAUUUGAAGCGAAUAGCAACUUAAAGGAGCCAAUUUUAACACUUGUUAAAGAAGUAUCCGUGAAUGUGAAUGACGAUGUUUUACUAAAAAGAAAGACACAUGAAGCUCAUAUUAAACGUAGAGGAGGUAUCUAUGUAUUGGGUAAUCUAUUUAAAGAAUAUGGUGAUUCAAUUUUCAGUGAUGUAACACAAUUGAAGUCUAUUGUUAUGGAUCCAAUUUCCAAUACAAAUACCGUAUUUCAAGAAGAUAAAAUAGAGGCUUCACAAGGUCAAAUAUUGGUAGAUGCAUUAGGUAUUUUGCGUGUCUUAUAUAAAUAUAUGAGCAAGGAAAUCCAGACUACCCAAAUAUCAUUGUUGUAUCCAAAUAUAUUACUAUUGUUAAAAUCAGAAUUCUCAGUACUUCGUUACUCAGCUGCAAGAACUUUUGCUGAUUUAUCUAAAAUAUCAGCUGUUAGUAUCAUGACGUUUAUUAUUGAAAGGGUUCUACCAUUGAUGAAUAAUGCUGGCAAUACCACUGAGAGAGAAGGUGCAACUGAAUUGAUCUACCAUCUAGCGAUUACUAUGGAUACUGAUAUUUUACCAUAUGUUAUAUUUUUAAUUGUUCCAUUAUUAGGUCGUAUGAGUGAUGCCAAUAGAGAUAUAAGAAAUCUUGCAACUAGUACUUUUGCAUCAAUAAUCAAACUGGUUCCUUUAGAAGAAGGUAUCGCUGACCCUGAAGGAUUACCUGAAAAUUUGAUGAAAGGUCGUGAAAGAGAGCGUGAAUUUAUCCAACAAAUGAUGGAUCCAGCUAAAGCCAAACCUUUCAAGCUUCCUAUAGCUAUCAAAGCAAGUUUGAGAAAAUAUCAACAAGAUGGUGUGAAUUGGCUUGCAUUUUUGAACAAAUACCAUCUACACGGUAUAUUAUGUGAUGACAUGGGUUUAGGUAAAACUUUACAAACAAUUUGUAUUAUUGCAAGUGAUCAAUAUUUAAGGUCCGAGGAGUACAAAAAAUCACAAUCCGUAGAACAUCGUCCUCUUCCUUCCUUAAUCAUCUGUCCUCCUUCUUUAACUGGUCAUUGGGAAAAUGAAUUUGAACAGUAUUCACCAUUCCUAAAUGUAGUCGUAUAUGCAGGAGGCCCUUCGACUCGUCAAUCAUUACAAGGUAAAUUGAGUUCAGCUGAUCUAAUCGUCACAUCUUAUGAUGUGGCUAGAAAUGACCUUAGUGUUUUAAAGCAGUUAGAUUACAACUAUUGUGUUCUUGACGAAGGUCAUAUUAUUAAAAAUGCCCAAUCUAAACUGUCAAAGGCAGUCAAGGAAAUUGUAGCCAAUCAUAGAUUAAUAUUAACAGGUACUCCUAUUCAAAAUAACGUUGUGGAAUUAUGGUCAUUAUUCGAUUUCUUGAUGCCGGGUUUCCUUGGUACAGAAAAGAUGUUUCAGGAGAGAUUUGGUAAGCCAAUUGCAGCUUCUAGAAACAGCAAAACCUCAUCAAACGAACAAGAAGCUGGUGUGCUAGCAUUGGAAGCCUUACAUAAACAAGUUUUACCGUUUAUGUUAAGAAGAUUAAAAGAAGACGUCUUAUCAGAUCUACCACCAAAAAUUAUCCAAGAUUACUACUGUGAGUUAUCUGAUUUGCAAAAACAAUUAUAUCAGGACUUCGCAACUAAACAAAAAGGAGAGGUCGCAAAAGACAUUCAAAAUACCGCUGAUGUAGACAAUAAUCAGCAUAUUUUCCAAGCAUUGCAAUAUAUGAGAAAACUUUGUAACCAUCCUGCUCUAGUUUUAUCUCCAAAUCAUCCAAAAUUGAAGGAGGUGCAAAAUUAUUUACAACAGACGAAAACAAAUUUACAUGACAUUACAAAUGCUCCAAAAUUGAACGCUUUGAGAAAUUUAUUAUUUGAAUGUGGUAUAGGUGAAGCAGACAUGGAUAAAAAAACUUCAAAUCAAAUUAUGCCAACCACUAAUGUUAUUUCUCAGCAUAGAGCAUUGAUCUUCUGUCAAUUGAAAGAUAUGCUUGAUAUGGUUGAAAAUGAUUUAUUUAAGAAUUACAUGCCAUCUGUUACUUACUUGAGGCUAGAUGGUAGUGUUGAUCCACGUGAUAGACAAAAAGUAGUAAAGAGGUUUAAUGAAGAUCCAUCUAUUGAUUGCCUUCUAUUGACAACAAAGGUUGGUGGUUUAGGUUUAAAUUUAACAGGUGCAGACACUGUCAUAUUUAUCGAACAUGACUGGAAUCCAAUGAAUGAUUUACAAGCUAUGGACAGAGCUCACAGAUUGGGUCAAAAGAAAGUUGUCAAUGUUUACAGAAUUAUUACAAAGGGCACUUUGGAAGAAAAAAUUAUGGGUUUACAAAAGUUCAAGAUGAAUAUUGCAUCUACAAUUGUUAAUCAACAAAAUAACGGCUUAGCCUCAAUGGAUACCCAUCAAUUGUUAGAUCUGUUUGACACAGAAAAUGUACCAAGUCAAGAAAGCGAAGUGGAUACUUCUAAGAGCAAUAAAGCCUUAGACGAUGUUGCAAACGAAACUGGGUUAACUGGUAAAGCUAAAGAAGCUGUUGGUGUAUUAUCUGAACUAUGGGAUAAAUCACAAUAUGAGGAUGAAUAUAAUUUAGACAAUUUCAUCAAAACUUUGAAAUAG
Messenger RNA from Tetrapisispora phaffii CBS 4417, 5595 nucleotides. It is a transcript of the gene MOT1, whose product is annotated as DNA-binding ATPase. The record is from RefSeq and is a predicted model, not a curated record. The coding region runs from base 1 to 5595 and encodes 1864 amino acids. The transcript has a single exon. Lineage: Eukaryota; Fungi; Ascomycota; Saccharomycetes; Saccharomycetales; Saccharomycetaceae. Gene Ontology annotation, molecular function: ATP-dependent chromatin remodeler activity; DNA binding; ATP binding.